Bicyclus anynana (squinting bush brown) is the source of this 817-nucleotide messenger RNA. Its product is annotated as 3-oxoacyl-[acyl-carrier-protein] reductase FabG-like. The record is from RefSeq and is a predicted model, not a curated record. Lineage: Eukaryota; Metazoa; Arthropoda; Insecta; Lepidoptera; Nymphalidae. Bases 71 to 817 code for a protein of 248 amino acids. The transcript has 2 exons. Gene Ontology annotation, molecular function: oxidoreductase activity.
AAACAAUACAUCGUAUAGAAAACACAUCAGUAUUCCAAGGGAAAUUGAAAGGCAGACAUUGACUGAAACAAUGGGAUUCAAAAACAAAGUCGUAAUUGUGACAGGCGCUAGCUCAGGCAUCGGGGCAGCGAUUGCCAUAGCUUUUAACAACCAAGGAGCAAAAGUGGUGAUGGUUGGGAGGAAUGAAGCAAAGCUGAAUAAAGUUGCUGCCAAAUGCUGCAAGCCUCUGGUCUUGAUCGCUGACGUUGCCAAAGAUGACGACGUAAAGAAGAUUAUUGAGCAAACUAUCAAGAAAUUCGGUCAGAUAGACAUCUUGGUCAAUAAUGCUGGUCUUGCACGUAACGCUCCAAUACUUGAUGACAAGCUUAUGCAAGCAUAUGAUACCAUCAUGAAUGUAAACGUGCGUGGUCUUGUACAUAUGACUUCUCGCGCUGCGCCGCAUUUGGCAAAAACUAAAGGUAACAUCGUCAACAUAUCCAGCGUGGUUUCCUACAUCCCUCCUCCAGUACCAGGAAUGAUGAGCUACUGCAUCUCUAAAGCUGCCGUCUCCCACUUCACCAGAUGCGCUGCUGCGGAACUAGCACCCCAAGGCAUCAGGGUGAACACUGUUAGCCCAGGACCAGUCAAAACGGACUUCUUAGACAACGCCAAGUUGGACUUCUCUUGGGACGCAGCCGCUGAUACAACGGCUCUGAAAAGAGUGUCAGAGCCUGAGGAAUUAGCAGAACUAGUCCUCUUCGUGGCGAGUGACAAGUCUGUAGGCGUCACGGGAUCGGAUUUCUUGAGUGAUAAUGGAGUUUUGUUGCAUCGCAACUAA